Molecule: messenger RNA, 945 nt
Organism: Protobothrops mucrosquamatus (brown spotted pit viper)
Lineage: Eukaryota; Metazoa; Chordata; Lepidosauria; Squamata; Viperidae
Product: olfactory receptor 6X1-like
Exons: 1
Coding region: 1-945 (314 amino acids)
Biological process (GO): G protein-coupled receptor signaling pathway
Cellular component (GO): membrane
Molecular function (GO): olfactory receptor activity; G protein-coupled receptor activity
Source: RefSeq, a predicted model, not a curated record
AUGAAGAACCAAACAGUUGUGGACGAAUUCAUUUUACUGGGAUUUCCCAGCAUCCUAAAAGUAAGAUUUCUGGUGAUUGUGGGCGUCUUGAUGAUCUAUAUCUUGACCGUCACUGGGAAUAUUGUCAUUGUUGCAACUGUGGUUUAUGACCCUAAUCUCCAUAAGCCAAUGUACUUCUUCCUCAGCAACCUCUCAUUCUUAGGAAUCAUGUACGUGACAGCUACAAUCCCUAAAUUUUUGGUCAAUUUACUCACCAUCAAGAAAUCUAUCAGCCUGACUGGUUGCAAAGCUCAGGCUUUUUCCCACUUUUUCCUAGGGGCCACAGAAUUCUUCCUUCUGACUGCUAUGGCGUAUGACCGUUACAUGGCCAUCUGCCACCCCCUUCAUUAUCACGCAAUCAUGAGUAGCAGAGUUUGUGUUCAACUGGCUUGUGGAUCCUGGUUUGGUGGUCUGAUGACCGUUUUGGUACAAACCGUUCUAGUGUUCCGGCUUCCAUUCUGUGGCCCCAAUACUAUCAAUCACUUCUAUUGUGAUGUUGGACCAUUGCUAAAGCUGGCUUGCACUGACACUCAUCCCAUUGAAUGGAUAGUCUUUGUGGUUGCCACCAUCGUGGUGUUCAGCAAUUCCCUCUUGACGGUGGUUUCAUACAUCUUCAUAAUCUCCACUGUGAUGAAAAUCCCAUCCAUUUCUGGAAGACAAAAGGCUUUUUCUACUUGUAUCUCUCACUUAAUUGUUGUUAUUCUGUUGUAUGGGGCAAUUAUUUUUAUAUAUGUCAGACCAACAGGACAUGCUUCGUUAAAUAUGAACAAGGUAGUCUCCCUUCUCAAUACUUUGGUUACACCAUUGCUCAACCCUUUUAUUUAUACUCUCAGGAAUAAAGAAGUUAAAGAUUCUCUGAAAAGAGGAUUAACCUGGAAUAAAGUAUUUAAGAAGAGCCACAAAUAA